CUGGCUGUUUCCUGCUCUCUUUCUGCUUUCUCUGGAACACAUCUGAACACAGAGCGACGUCUAGGAUUUCGCAGUGCUCCUAUCAGAGCUGGAAAAUCAGUCAAAUAUAUACGCAUCCAUCCCAUAGCAAUGCGAAGGAAAUCACGGGUGUUACUGUGUUUUGCCGUGCUCUGGGUCCUCGGCAUCGCAUAUUACUUUUACUCGGGAACAGCGAUGAACAAAAAGGAUGACUGGAAUGGCAUUGAGUCUUUGAAAAGGAAAGAAACGCACAUUAGCAAUGCAGAAGACAAAGCGCACAGUUUGGAGACGCUACCUCCAGGGAAAAUGAGGUGGCAGGACUUUAACCAGGAUUUGUAUGUUGGUGCAACUGUAGUCAGACCUGGCCAGGAUCCUUAUGCUCGCAAUAAAUUUAACCAAGUUGAGAGUGACAAGCUACAAAUGGAUAGAGGUGUACCAGACACAAGACAUGAUCAUUGUCGACAUAAACUGUGGCAGACUGACUUACCAGCAACCAGCGUUGUCAUCACCUUCCACAAUGAGGCUCGAUCUGCUUUGCUGCGUACUAUUGUCAGUGUUCUUAAGAAAAGUCCUGCGCAUCUUAUCAAAGAAAUUAUAUUAGUUGAUGAUUACAGCGACAACGCUGAAGAUGGUGCUUUGUUGGCAAAGAUAGAAAAAGUGCGGAUACUCAGGAAUGAUCGACGGGAAGGUUUGAUGCGAUCUCGCGUGAGGGGUGCAGAUGCUGCUGUAGCUAAGGUGUUAACAUUCCUUGACAGCCACUGUGAAUGCAAUGAACACUGGUUGGAACCAUUGCUAGAGAGGGUAGCAGAGGAUAAAACGAGAGUUGUAUCUCCUAUCAUCGAUGUUAUAAAUAUGGAUAAUUUCCAGUAUGUAGGUGCCUCAGCUGACCUAAAAGGGGGGUUUGACUGGAACCUUGUGUUUAAAUGGGAUUACAUGACUCCUGAACAAAGAAGAGUGCGACAGGGGAAUCCAAUUGCACCAAUAAAGACACCAAUGAUAGCUGGUGGUCUCUUUGUUAUGGACAAAGACUACUUUGAAGAACGGGGAAAGUAUGACAUGAUGAUGGAUGUCUGGGGUGGUGAAAAUUUAGAGAUCUCGUUUCGUGUAUGGCAAUGUGGUGGAAGUCUGGAAAUCAUUCCUUGUAGCCGGGUAGGCCAUGUGUUCCGCAAACAACAUCCUUACACCUUCCCAGGAGGCAGUGGGACAGUAUUUGCCAGGAACACCCGCAGGGCAGCAGAGGUUUGGAUGGAUGAGUUUAAAAAUUUCUAUUAUGCAGCAGUGCCGUCAGCACGAAAUGUUCCUUAUGGGAACAUCCAGAGCAGGCUAGACAUGAAAAAGAGACUUGGCUGCAAACCUUUUAAAUGGUAUCUGGAAAACGUCUACCCGGAACUUAGGGUGCCUGACCAUCAAGACAUAGCCUUUGGGGCUUUGCAGCAAGGCAGUAACUGUUUGGACACCAUGGGCCAUUUUGCAGAUGGUGUUGUAGGGGUCUAUGAGUGCCACAACGCUGGCGGAAACCAGGAAUGGGCGUUGACUAAGGAUAAGUCAGUUAAACACAUGGACCUGUGCUUGACUGUUGUAGACAGAGUUGCAGGCUCUCAAAUAAAACUGCAAGGAUGUAGAGAGAAUGACAGCAGACAGAAAUGGGAACAGAUUGAAAACAACUCCAAGCUGAGACAUGUAGGAAGUAACCUCUGUUUGGACAGUCGAAAUGCCAGGAAUGGUGGUCUGACAGUAGAAGUUUGUAUUCCAUCACUGACUCAGCAGUGGAAAUUCACACUGAAUCUACAGCAGUAAAAAAAAAAAAAAAAAAAAAA
Messenger RNA from Polyodon spathula (Mississippi paddlefish), 1835 nucleotides. Its product is annotated as polypeptide N-acetylgalactosaminyltransferase 2. NCBI's taxonomy places the organism in Eukaryota, Metazoa, Chordata, Actinopteri, Acipenseriformes, Polyodontidae. Gene Ontology annotation, cellular component: Golgi apparatus. The record is from RefSeq and is a predicted model, not a curated record. The transcript has 16 exons. The coding region runs from base 130 to 1815 and encodes 561 amino acids.